Molecule: messenger RNA, 813 nt
Organism: Westerdykella ornata
Lineage: Eukaryota; Fungi; Ascomycota; Dothideomycetes; Pleosporales; Sporormiaceae
Product: endoglucanase 1 precursor
Exons: 3
Coding region: 1-813 (270 amino acids)
Biological process (GO): carbohydrate metabolic process
Molecular function (GO): cellulase activity
Source: RefSeq, a predicted model, not a curated record
AUGACGGUCCCUUAUCUUCGCAAUAUCCUUCUUGCCUUGCAGCUUUUCCUGGUCUUUGUUCGUGCGGAUCUCAACAUCAGCGGCGAGACGAUAACGACACGUUUCUGGGACUGCUGCAAACCCUCAUGUUCAUGGAAGGGUAAGGCCGAGGUAUCGCGUCCCGUCCAGGACUGUCAAUGGGACGAUGCCCCAAGUACAGACAUAAACGGUGGCACAGGCUGCGGUGAAGGAGGAGGAGCCUACACAUGCAACAACCAACAGCCAUGGGCGAUUAAUGACACUCUAUCCUACGGGUUCGCGGGCGUCUUCAUCACUGGCCAUCCCGAGAUUGAGUCCUUUUGGUGCUGUGCCUGCUACCAGCUGGACUUCACCAGCGAGCCGCUCAAGGGCAAGAGCAUGAUUGUUCAAGCAUCCAACACGGCAUACGAUGUGAAAACUACCAACCGAUUCUCCCUGGCGAUACCUGGAGGCAAUACCACACGAUUUGACGGAUGCACCAAACAGUAUAAUGUCAACCAAACCGUCUUUGGGAAUCCCAACUCUGGAGUCGGAUCCCUGGACGCCUGCAACAACCUGCCCGAGAAACUUCAAGCGGGCUGUCGCUGGCGUUUCGACUGGUUCCAAGAUGCGCAGUAUCCGAGCGCAAACUUCAAACGCGUAGUCUGUCCAUCCGAACUGACAGACAGAACCAAGUGUGUCCGCAAAGACGAGCAAGCUUUUGCCGAGGGACGGAGUUUCGCGACAUCCAACUUCUGCCCCUCAGCUUGGUUCGCGAUGCUAUCCGUCAUCUUCACAAGUUUCAUUCUGGCAUAG